This is a messenger RNA of Leptopilina heterotoma, 692 nucleotides long. RefSeq names its product natterin-3-like. The transcript has 5 exons. NCBI's taxonomy places the organism in Eukaryota, Metazoa, Arthropoda, Insecta, Hymenoptera, Figitidae. The coding region runs from base 108 to 545 and encodes 145 amino acids. The record is from RefSeq and is a predicted model, not a curated record.
ACCGAGUUUAAAUAUCAGACCAUUGAAACAGUCGUCAGUUUUGGUUGGAAGGUUUCAAUUUAUACACUUUUUUUUUAUAUUUUAUAGUUUGCAAAUCUAGGGAAAAAAUGCCCGCUUACAAAUGGUUAAGACGAUCGGCAGGAACUCCAGUUCCCCACACAGCGGUCGAAGGUGGACGAGAUGUGGAUGGUAGUUCUAUUUACGUAGGCAGAGCAUUUCAUGAAGGAGAUAUGAUUCCAGCGAAAGUAAUUCCCGAUAAAAAUGUCGCGUAUGUCGCAUGGGGUGGUCAAGAGCAUCCAAAAAGCAGCUAUGAGGUUUUGUGUCAAGGCGAGUUCUCUUGGGAGUUUUGUGGCAAUGGACGAAUCCCCGAAGAUGCUGUUGUUGGAGGACAAACAUCUGAAGGAGAACCCUUGUACAUUGGACGUGUUAUACACAAAGGAUCCCAAACAAUUGGAAAAGUACAGGGAAGUCAUGGAGUUUUGUACAUCCCAUUCGAUGGAGAAGAAUUAUCAUUUAACGAUUAUGAAGUUCUUGUUUUGCAUUAAAUCAAAUUAAUUAGCGGAACAAAUUUUUAAGAACAUAUGACUUACUUUUAUUAACGCGCUUUUGUUGGAGGACAAACUUUUCUAAUUAAUAGACUUUUUUCUUUUUUUAUUUAUAUCAUGCCUGCGGAUAUUUGUUAUUUUAAUUAU